Molecule: messenger RNA, 402 nt
Organism: Botrytis porri
Lineage: Eukaryota; Fungi; Ascomycota; Leotiomycetes; Helotiales; Sclerotiniaceae
Exons: 1
Coding region: 1-402 (133 amino acids)
Source: RefSeq, a predicted model, not a curated record
AUGUUGCAACCACGUGACAAGUUGAAGGCGUUGCACGGAACGAUGGAUGUCAUUUUAGUGAACCAGAUUUUCCAUCAGUGGAAUUUGGAGAACCACAUCGAGGGGGCUACGCUGUUAGUCAAAUUGUCUCGAGAUCGUCCAGGGAGUUUGAUAUUAGCUUACCAAGUCGGCGUGCCCAAGCAACGGGGGUUACUUGGCCCCCCUGGCUCUAAUUGCAGGUGCCUUCUGCAGUCCCUAGAGACUUGGAAGGAGGUGUGGGAUGAAGUUGGGAAGAGAACGGGAACGCAAUGGAAAACCGAAUCGAGACUAUUGACUUGGGAGCAGCUCGGUAAUGAUCCCAAGGAGAUUGCAUACAUGGGAACAGAUGUAUUGAUGAUUGGUUUCGUUAUGACUAGGGUGUAG